GUUCCGUUGGUUGCUACGGUGACUGAUAAAAAUUUAGAAUUUUGCCCCAGAAAUGUGUUUAGCAAUAAGAUGAUUUCAAUGUCCAGCAUGUGUUUCCUGUAUUGCCCCGGCUGGGUAAUGUUACUAUGCGUUUCACAUAUUAUACAUCUAGUAAAUUAUUCGGUCCGCAGGAUAUUAGUCAUUUCGUGUAAUUUACUGUUAUUGGUUAAUUUUCAUAGUUUUGUAAGUUAUCCGGAACCAAGUAUUUGUUUCCGCGUUGCAGUCAGGGUGGAUUUUAUUGUUGCACGCAAACCUUUGGAACGCAUCGUACCGGUAUCCGGAAGCUCUGUGGCUGUCACAGGUGUCAGGAUGGCUUCUGGGCUGUUACCGCGGUCUCUGGUCCGUGUUGUGAACGAGUUAUUGAAGAAACGGAGAUACCGGGCUGCCCUAGCAGUGAUCAAGGGCUUCCGCAACGGGGCAGUGUAUGGCGCAAAAAUCCGGGCCCCGCAUGCGUUGGUGAUGACAUUCCUCUUUAAAAGUGGAAGUUUUCAAGAGAAGUUGAAAGCCGUUCUUCAGGCAACUUUCACGCAUUCCCGGAACCUGGCGUACUUUGUGUUUACCUAUAAAGGACUGCUGGCCGCGCAGGAGAAACUUCAUGGCAGCAAAUGGCAAUUCCAUUCCUUCCUGGCAGCGUGCGUUGGCGGUUGGCUGGUGUUUGGUGAAAAUAAUCACAUUAACAGCCAGAUCAACAUGUACUUGCUGUCAAGAGUCCUCUUCGGUCUGUCCCGGCUGGCGGUGGAGAGAGGUUACAUCCCUGAACCCAAGCACGACGCGUUCCCUCUGUUCUCGGCCGUUGUUUGGGGCUUGGUGCUCUGGCUGUUUGAGUAUCACAGACACACUCUCCAGCCAUCUCUUCAGUCUUCUAUGACGUACCUGUACGAUGACAGCAAUAUCUGGCAUGACAUCUCGGACUUCUUAAUAUACAACAAGCCCAAACCCACCAAAUAACCGACCUCACUUUUAUGGCAAGGGUAGCCAGUGUUGGGUUCAUCGGUAGAUGUCCGGCUCAUCCUCAGAGGAUGCAUGUUGUCUAUCAGCAACUACUGGUGGGGCCACGCGUUUGAAACUCACAAUCAUUUACAGUUCCUUCCACCAUUCUUUUAGUUUGAGACGGUUAUCUGGCUUUGGUGUAUGCGACAUCCAUGCGGCUUCCAUGUAUUUUGGAACCAAUUGCAUAUCGACUAGACCUUCUUAGCCCUUCCGGCCAAAUGCAUCUCCUGCAAGUCAGAAUCUGGGUACAUACGAUGGCUCGAGUCUCCAAGCUGAACGGAGUAAGUCGAGGGUUUUCCCUCCCCGUCAUCUUACCGUAGUCCCUA
Molecule: messenger RNA, 1355 nt
Organism: Spea bombifrons (plains spadefoot toad)
Lineage: Eukaryota; Metazoa; Chordata; Amphibia; Anura; Pelobatidae
Gene: PXMP4
Product: peroxisomal membrane protein 4
Exons: 4
Coding region: 70-987 (305 amino acids)
Cellular component (GO): peroxisomal membrane
Source: RefSeq, a predicted model, not a curated record